UCCCGCGCUUCCAGCAUGAAGGGUCUCGGAGUCAUUCUGUGCUGCGUCCUGGCUUUAGUUUCCCACGGAGGCUUCCCUGGUGGCCUUCCCGUUCCCGGCGCCACAGCCCCUCCCGCCACAUGCAGGCGCUGGUGCCGAACUCCGGAGCAACAAGCCUACUGCUGCGAGACCGUCUUUGAACCCGAGGCCCCCGUGGGCACCAAGCCCCUCGACUGCCCACAAGUCCGUCCCACCUGCCCACCCACACGCUUCGGUGGACAACCUGUAACCUGCUCCAGCGACUACAAGUGCGGCGGCCUGGACAAGUGCUGCUUCGACAGGUGUCUGGGAGAACACGUGUGCAAGCCCCCUUCCUUCUACAGCCAAUUCCGUUGAAAACUCACCGUAUUUAUUCAUCCAUGUAGUGUCCAUGACUAAUAAAUGUUUCCAAAAAUC
Messenger RNA from Penaeus vannamei (Pacific white shrimp), 435 nucleotides. RefSeq lists its product as uncharacterized. Gene Ontology annotation, molecular function: peptidase inhibitor activity. Gene Ontology annotation, cellular component: extracellular region. The record is from RefSeq and is a predicted model, not a curated record. NCBI's taxonomy places the organism in Eukaryota, Metazoa, Arthropoda, Malacostraca, Decapoda, Penaeidae.